UUUGUUUAAAAAUGUGAUGUUUUCUUUAAAUGAAUGACAUGUGGGGUCACAUCUUCCCAUGCAGCCAGAUGGCUAAAUGGGCAUUUAGGGCUACCUGCUGGUAUAGGGGACGUGGCUGGUGGAAGAGGGCAUGACCGUGCUGUCCCUACACCCUAGUGAUUCUUCACUGGCCUUGGUAUCCUUCAGAUUGUAGCAGGCUGCACCAGGUCAAACAGAGCAGCCCUAAAUUUGAGAGGGCAAAGGUCUCUUUAAGCAGCCUUAGCACCUUCCUCUCCUGAGGCCCCGCCUUUUAAAAAUAUAUUUUAAAUCUGUUGAAGUUUGAGCAAACUCUUGUCAGUCAUUCUUGAAUUCCCCAAAGCUGCCAGUGAGGAAAUCAGCACAGAGUUUAAACACCACAACCCCAAACCUUUGGUAGUCCUGACAGCAGAACUGAGAAAACCUGAGCACAGAGCUAACCCCAGGGGUGGCCCAGAACUCCAGAGACCCCUGACAAUCUGGGACGGCUUGCACAAUAGGCCAGACUCUGGAAACUUCUGCGUGAUCCUGUGAUCAUCAUGGGGAAACAAUGUGAGGGGUGGAGCUACAGCUGGCAGCGUUAUUCGCUAACUCAGGGCGUGGAUGUUGCUCUCCAGAAAGGAAUGUUACUGAGACAGUUAUUGACCCCGGAAAGCUGGGCACUGCUCUGGGGCGUGGGAGGAACCACUCCCUUACAAUCUGUUUUCCAAAGCCUUGCAAUAACUGCAAUUCCCCCAGGGUGACUUGAGCACACGGUGCCUGGGCACAGUCUCUGAAGGGGAACAGGGUCUAAAGCAGAGAUCGGUCUCUCCAGGUUGGGCUGGUCUGCCUAAGUCAAGUUGGCCUAGGCUGUGCGAGUGGGAGGGCUGGGAGGAGCAGCCAGUCCCUCACUAGAGGUGCCUUACCGUUCAUAGUAGUCCAGUCCCUGAUUUUCAUUGGGCUGCCUGGCAUUUUGAGAUCCGUGGGCCCAUUACACUUGUAUCCAUCUUGCUCAGGAUGGGCUGAUUCCCUCCCCCUCCCCCCAGGAAGGCACACAUAAUCAGGUCUGUGUAUCCCAUCGAAGAAUUCGGAAAAGCCCCAAAGCGGCCUUGUUUGGCCAGCUUUAGUGUGUGUGGGGGGGAGGGCUCAUGGGUCCAUCAUCCUAAGAGUAGGUGAUAGAAAUGGAAUCUCCACUGGGCUACAUCUAGUUGCUUUGGGCCUGGCUAACAGACCACUUCCUACCUCACAUCAUUCUGGUGCUGCUGUGAUUGUCAGAGGCCCUUGAUUUCCCAGACCUUGCUACGACAGAGAGGGUGCAUCUCACAGUACCUUCUCCACAGGGCUCUGGAACACCCUUCCCUCCUGAGUCUUCACAGCCUCAACAUAGUAUGCUUCGGUGCAAGCUGUAGGGCUCCUUUUUUUCUCCUAGGCUUUGCUGGGAGGGAUUGGGCACUGAGUGGGGAUUAGCUGAGGGAAUUAGUGUCUUGUUUCAUUGGGGGACAGGUAGCGAGAGUACUUUCAUAAUUAGAGAGCAAUUAAUCUGAGUGUUGUAGGGUCCUCUGGGCCACACUGGUAGCUUGACAUUAUCUGUAAUUUCCAUGUUGCACAAGCCCCUGGGGCUAAGGCAGACACGUUGUAAAAAUCAGAAAGGGAAAUUCAAACUUUAGUCAACCAAGUUUGAAUGUGAGGCUCUUAACCAGGGAAGUCCUGUUACUAAGCAACCGCAUCUCUGCCAGUGAGAUCAUAUGUACAAAAACCAGUUGAACCAUGUCUUUAGGGUGUUGCCUUGUGGGGUUUAUAGAAAAGGAAGGCGCACAUGUGUACAUUUUUGGUGCAGAGGUGUCAGUUAGACCCUGCAGCAGUCAGUGUGAAUAGACCUCCAGAGAGCAGAAUAAUUAUUUUUUCUUAUUUUCUAGUGGAAAAAGAAUUGCUUCCAAGUGUACCAUGGCGUGGUGGAAGGGCUGGCGUGAUGAAGAUGGCAGCUCAGUGAGAGGCACCCUGAGCUUUGACCCCACACCUGAUGCCCAAGUUUUGUAUAAAGCCAUGAAAGGACUGGGGACUGACGAACAGGCUAUAAUCGACGUCCUCACCAAAAGGAGUAAUGCACAGCGUCAAAAGAUUGCCAGAUCAUUCAAGGAACAGUUCGGAAAGGAUCUUAUUGCCAGCUUGAAGUCUGAACUGAGUGGCAAGUUUGAGAGGCUCAUCAUAGCCCUUAUGUACCCACCUUUCAAAUACGAUGCCAAGGAAUUACAUGAUGCCCUGAAGGGUCUAGGAACAAGUGAAGGUGUCAUUAUAGAGAUCCUGGCAUCACGGACAAAAGUGCAAAUUAAAGAAAUAAUCAAAGCUUACAAAGAAGAAUAUGGUUCUAACCUGGAAGAGGACAUCAAAUCGGACACAAGUGGCUACUUUGAGCGGAUAUUGGUUUGCCUCCUUCAGGGUGAGAGGGAUGAUCCAAGAUGCUAUGUGGAUUCAGCGAUGGUUCUUCAGGACGCACAGGCUCUUUACGCUGCUGGGGAGAAGAUACGGGGCACUGACGAGAUCCAAUUCAUCACCAUCCUGUGCACCAGGAGUGCCACCCACUUGCUGAGAGUCUUUGAUGAAUACCAGAAGCUCGCCAGUAAAAGCCUAGAAGACAGCAUCCAGAGUGAAACCCACGGCUCGCUAGAAGACGCCAUGCUGGCUAUUGUGAAAUGCACGAGGAACAUCCACAGUUACUUUGCAGAGCGGCUGUACCAUGCCUUGAAGGGAGCAGGCACUUGUGAUGGGACCCUCAUAAGGGUCAUCGUUUCCAGGAGUGAAAUUGACUUAAAUCUCAUCAAGGCUGAGUUCCUAAAGAUCGCAGGCAAAUCCCUCUCCACCAUGAUUCUGGAGGACACAAGUGGUGAUUACAAGACAGCCUUGCUGAAUCUCUGUGGCAGUGAUAAAUGAAGAAAUCUGAAGGGAAAAGGCAAGAUGUUGAAAUGGAGGCACGGAAAAUGUUGGCAAUGAAUAAGUGUCUGGGAAUGGAUGUCUAGAAAAUACCUAGCACUGAAUAAAUAGAAAAUGGAAAA
This is a messenger RNA of Chrysemys picta bellii (western painted turtle), 3044 nucleotides long. Its product is annotated as annexin A8. Gene Ontology annotation, molecular function: calcium ion binding; calcium-dependent phospholipid binding. Gene Ontology annotation, cellular component: sarcolemma; cytoplasm. Lineage: Eukaryota; Metazoa; Chordata; Testudines; Emydidae. The record is from RefSeq and is a predicted model, not a curated record. Gene Ontology annotation, biological process: endosomal transport; negative regulation of serine-type endopeptidase activity; endosome organization.